AUGUGUAAUAUUCAUGACACAAACAUCCAGCCAGCUGCCGCCUACCCUGCUGCAACUCAGCCAGGCCCCAUUGCUGCAAACACGGAAAUCAUUAUCCAAAACUUACAGGCUGAGUUAGCUCGGGCUCAGGCUGCUGUUGCAGCUGCUGCCGGCGCUCAAGCUGCAGGAGCUGGCGGUGUCCCUGCCGGUUCAAUCUCUAGGCCUAAGGGUAGUGCGGGAGGUGGCAGGAACAGCUUUCAUCCGCGAGAGAAGAUGGGUCUUGGAGAGUUGGAAAUCCAGAUGUUGAAGUACAACGUCAUUCUGGCUACCAUUCGCCACUGCGCUCACGCCGCAUCUAUUAACUUAAAGGGCGGCUACAAGCAUAUUAAGCCUGAGGACCUUGCGAAGGUCUUUGCUUUGGUACGAGCAAUCUCCGCACAAUAA
This is a messenger RNA of Phanerochaete carnosa HHB-10118-sp, 423 nucleotides long. RefSeq lists its product as uncharacterized. Bases 1 to 423 code for a protein of 140 amino acids. The transcript is spliced from 3 exons. The record is from RefSeq and is a predicted model, not a curated record. Lineage: Eukaryota; Fungi; Basidiomycota; Agaricomycetes; Polyporales; Phanerochaetaceae.